Molecule: messenger RNA, 4922 nt
Organism: Zerene cesonia (dogface butterfly)
Lineage: Eukaryota; Metazoa; Arthropoda; Insecta; Lepidoptera; Pieridae
Exons: 1
Coding region: 1-1101 (366 amino acids)
Source: RefSeq, a predicted model, not a curated record
AUGCAUAAUUAUAAAAUGUUGAUAACGUUUAAUGAAAUUAUUAAUGCUCAAACUUUGAUUGAAUGCAAGACAUUUAAGGAUAUGGAGUGGAGAUGCUAUAUGACUUCAGAGGUGGGUAUAUCUUACGGGGUUAUUCGAGAUAUCGACUUAGAUGUUAGUGAUGAAGAUAUUUUGAAUAAUCUGAGAUGUGAACUUGAGAUAGUUUCAAUUAAAAGACUGAAUAAAAGAAAUUCCGAAGGGACAGCCCAAUGGGUUAGAUGCGAAGCACUUCGGCUGGGUUUCAAAGGAAAUACUAUACCAACUCAUGUUUUCCUUUAUGGCCUAGGCGUUAAAGUGGACCCCUAUAUUUUCCCCGUGACACAAUGUUCUCGUUGCUGGAAAUACGGUCAUAGCCGGUUUCAAUGCUCGUCGACUAGGGUGAUUUGUCCGAAGUGUUCUCGUAACCAUGAAAAUUGUGAGGCCACCGUUUUUAGAUGUGUGAACUGUACCGGUAAUCAUAUGGCUUUGCAGAAGGUAUGCCCAGUCUUUCAGAAAGAGAGGAGAAUCCGGGAGCUGAUGUCGGAGUUUAAUUGCACAUUCAGGAAAGCACUUUCAAUAUACGUCCCACCCUCACCUGUUGCUGGAAAUAAUACAGAUCCCGAACAACAACAGAUCCAUUUAGAUGAAUUUCCCUGUCUCCCCACCCAAACAGAAAAGGAUCCACCAGUAGAAGAAGAAGCACAUAGUCCAAAAGAACUCAUGUCUCAUUUAUUUACUAAACCGAAAAAAAGAAGCUUAUUAAAGAAAAAGCAGUAUCGUCCGCCUUCUCCUUUUACGGCUCCGGAACCAACGCAGGUGGAGAUGAAUUGGAGUGAGGAAUCAGAUAAAAAUGAAGAACAAGAGAGAGAUCAGGAAAAUGUCAGGGAAUCACGUGAGAACAGUAAGAAAGACUUAGGUUUUAUUCGGUUACUUACUAAUUUGUAUAAAAUUGUUAUAUGUAAGGAUUCUAUAGAGAUCAAGAUGCAACGGGCUGUUAUAAUGUAUACUGAAUGGGUGUUGCAUAAAGUGAUGAGUGGGAUUUCGGCAAAGUCCACGUUUAAGUCAUUUUGUGAUGAUGGAUAGUCACACCAUUAAUGUUAAUAUAGCCAUCAUGCAAUGGAAUUGUCAAAGUGUGAGGCCUAAAGCUAUAUCGUUAGAAUCUUUUUUAAUACAAGAAAAAAUUCAUAUAGCUGCCUUAAGCGAAACUUGGUUAGUGCCCGAUUCAAUGUUUAAAAUUAGUAAUUACGUUAUUCACAGACUGGACAGAGUAGACGCAUAUGGCGGUGUGGCUAUUCUUUCACAUAAGUCUAUUAAAAGUUUUAAGUGUAAUUCACGUUGUUCAAAUUCAGGAAUUGAAUUAUUACAUAUAAAGAUUGUAAAUUGUCAACAUAUUGAGAAUGUCAUAUCGGUGUAUUGUCCUGCUGGUGUAUUAACAACACAAAACGACUGGGAUUAUGUUUUUUCUCUAACAAAUAGUAAAUCUCUAAUUUUAGGAGAUUUUAACGCGCAUCAUUCUUCUUGGUCCAACAAAAUUGAUCGUAGAGGUACGCUUAUUUUUGAUUCUAUGUUAGAGCAUAAUUUUGCCUGUUUAAAUAAUGGAGAGGCAACAAGAGUACGGUAUGUAAAUGGAUUGUUGCAGCAGUCAUCGCCAGAUGUCUCAUUUGUUUCUUCCGAUUUAGCUACUUAUUUUUCCUGGAAAGUAAGUAAGGAGUCUCUUGGCAGCGAUCACCUCAUUAUUAAGCUAACUUCUCCUAUACGAAUAGUUGCUAGCCAGCUAUUGCGGAAAAAACGUAACUUUAAAAAUGGUAACUGGAAGUCGUAUGCUUUAUUUAUAGAAAAAGCUUUUAAUAAUUAUAAUUGUCCGGAAAAUAUACAAGAGUUAUAUAAUUUUUUUGAAUUUACGUUAAAAUCUGCAGCCGAAAGAUUUAUUCCUUACAUUAAAUUUCCAGAUUAUCCUUGUAAUAAGUUUAUUCCUAAACAUUAUUGGCAUCCUACCUUGUCUAAAGCAGUAGCUGAACGCCGCUUAGCUUUGGCCAAUCUUAGGCGUAAUCCCAGUGCAGAAAAUUUAGAUGUAUUACAUGAAAAGAUUCGUAACGCUCAAAGGCUUAUAAGGGUGGCCAAAAGUGAAGCGUGGCAGAAGUUUUGUUCAUCGGUUGAUGAAACAACUUCAUCUUCAAAUAUGUGGCAGCAAAUGCGUUGGAUCAAAGGUCAUGCUUCGAAUUUUGACAACAACUAUCCGGAUAAAAAGAAGGUUAUGGAUUUACUCAAUUGCUUAACACCCGAUUACGCGUUACCCCCCCAACCGAGGUUUUAUUCCGUAAACAGUAAUUUAGAAUCUGAUAUCACACUACAGGAGUUAGAAAAUUCAAUCAAAAGUUCAGACACUUCUCCUGGAUGCGACGAUAUAAGUUUUUCUAUGAUUAAAAAUCUACCUGAUUCUGGAAAGAUCCUUUUGAUAAAAUUGUAUAAUUUGAUUUUUACCGACGGUGUCAUUCCAUUACAAUGGCGUCAGGUCAAGAUUAUUCCCAUACCCAAACCUAAUAGAGAUUCGAAUACUACCAUGUCCUUGAGACCUAUCUCUCUUUUAUCUUGUGUUUGUAAAAUUUUUCAUACUAUUUUAAAGAAACGGUUGGAGUGGUAUUUAGAACACGAGUCAUUGCUGCCGCAAAAUAUGGUAGGCUUUCGUAGGGGGCAGACGUGCUUGAGCAGUCUCACUCGGUUAGUAUCUCAAAUCCAAAUUGGUUUUUCUAAAAAUAUUGUUACUGCAGCUUGCUUUAUAGACAUAGAUAAUGCCUAUAAUAAUGUAGAUGUCACAAGUUUAUUAAACAUUUUAGAUUCAUUAGGCGUCGGAGCAAGAAUAUGUUGUUAUUUAUGGGUAUACUUGAAGGAAAGGCGGUUAAAUAUUGGUGUUGACGGUUGUGAUAUUGCGAGAUCUACUUGCCGCGGCUUAGCCCAAGGUGAUCCUUUAUCACCCCUUUUAUUUAAUGUGGCAACAGUUAAUAUAUGUAAAAAUAUUCAAAAUGUUUACAUUUCUCAAUAUGCUGAUGAUAUAGUUUUAUAUAUAUCGAAUAAAAGUUUAAGUAUUGCAGUAAGUACAUUAAAAUUUGCAUAUCAAGAACUAAAUUGUAUGUUAACUAAAUUGGGACUUUCAAUAUCUUCGGCCAAGACUAAAGUUUGUGUUUUUAAAAAGGGGGGAUUUAGGGGUAAUUUAGAUUUUGAUGUCGACGGUCAAUCCUUAUCAAUUGUACAUGAAUUUAAAUACUUAGGCUUGUGGUUGGAUAGUCGUUUAAGAUGGAGUAAACAUAUAGAGGAAACUAUUAAAAAGGUAUGUAAGUUAAUCAAUCUGCUUAAAGUAUUGGCUGGUACUGGGUGGGGACUCCAUCAAAGACAUUUGAGACGCUUAUAUAUUUCCUUGAUAAGAAGUAGAUUGGAUUAUGCGAGUUUUUUAUAUGACAAUAGUUCUAAAUCCAAUCUAAUUAAACUUGAUAGAAUUCAAAAUCAAGCUUUGCGCGUGAUAGGUGGAUAUAUUCGCAGCACCCCUAUCCACGUUAUGGAAUGUGAGUUAAGUCUUCCACCACUCCAAAUUCGGCGGAAAUACCUAGCAGGAAAAUUCUGGCUCAAAUGUAAUUCCAUCCUCAACAGCAAGGACGUGGAGGUCAUUAGAGAGUUAACAACUCAUAGUAAUGCCAGGUAUUGGAGAGGUAAAAGACUUCCUCAGCUUGUUUAUACGCAUGCAUAUUUGAAUUCAUUGCCUAUGCACAGUACCACUUUACCGGAGAUGUUUGCUUUGAAAACCUGGGUUAGCAGCAUAUACCUUCACAACAUAAUUUCUACUUCGAUUCCCUCCAUAGACUACCCAAAGCGGAUGUUUAGUAGCCACGACCUGAAUUCUAUUUGUACCCGUUUUAUUGAUGAUGAAUACAAAAAUUAUUAUAAACUGUAUACCGAUGGCUCUAAAGAUAGCAUUGGGGGUGGUGCAGCCUUUCUAGACCCUUUAGUGGGAUGUUGUACUAGGAUUAAGAUUGAUUCAAAAAUUUCCAUAAUGCACAUUGAAUUGAUUGCAAUAGCGGAAGCAUUAUCAUAUAUUGGGUCUAUUGCUUUCCAGAAAUUUGUUAUUUUGACGGAUUCAAAAAGCUCCUUGCAACAUUUGGCUCGUUGUACCUCUCAGGGGAAAGGUAUACCGAUAGCCUACCAGAUUUUGGAAUCAAUCUUCCGUCUAAUAUCCCAAAAUAAGAGUGUGGUACUACAGUGGAUUCCCUCUCAUAUCCAUCUAAGUGGAAACGAUGAGGUUGAUCGUCUUGCCAAAGAGGCAGCAUACGAGGGGAUUUCUUCAGAUAUUUCGCCUCUUUAUUCAGAUUAUUUCAGUUUUGUUAAAUUAAAGUGUAGGGAAGAUUGGCAGGAGUAUUUUGAUGAGAGGUCCCGUGCGAAGGGAAUUUGGUACAAAACUAUCCAACCACAAGUUAGCGAUCAACCUUGGAUUGAUAAUGUGCCGCUUAGUAGGAAUGUUCUUAAAACUAUAUUAAGACUUCGUUCUGGACACAUUGCAUCAAAUAGUUUCGCAUUCUUGAUGAAAAUAGUCAAUUCACCAAACUGCAACGAGUGUGGAAGCAUUGAGGAUGUGUUGUAUGUUAUGAUGGAAUGUGUGCGGAACCAAGACCUUAGAAGAAGGUUGUUCAGAUGCAAUACAUGUAAUGUCGGGGUCGUGAACAGCAUCCUCGCUUUCCCGUUAUCGGAGGAAGCCCGGAUGCUGGUCAAAAUCGCUGAAGAAGGCUUAAGAAGAAUGUAAAAUUGUUUUAUUUUAUUGUUUGUGUGUAGAUUUUUGUGAUUUGUUUGUUAUAGGGCGAUGUUAUCGCUGAGCGAUAAAGCCCUUCAAUUAAAUAAAAAAAAAAAAAAAAAAAAAAAAA